GAGGACCGAGUUUGAGAACCUCUGAUCUAAACGAUGCUCAAUUGCCUUGGUGACUUUUUCUUGAAAAAUACCCAAACAUAAUAUAAUUUCUGGAACAAGCUUUCCUAACAGUUGUGAAAAAAUAAGUAUUGUAUAUUACACAAUGUACAGUAGUUAGCUUUUCAACACAGCAUAUCGACAACUUCAAGCAGAAGUGGGACAGCAAACAAACCUGACAUUCCGGCUUGUAUUACUGUGUUGUGCAUUGGCACUGUCAGCUUUGAACCUUUAAACAUGAUGGAAUGCACACGAGAGUGGAAUAACCGUAAUGAUUCAGACAAGCGUGCAGCGGGUAACGGAAUCAGAAAUUCCACUACGACUAAUAUUUGAUCUGCCAGUUACGUAUCCAUCCUGCCUCCCAAACCUCUCUGUCAGCUCUGAAAAACUAACUAGGGCCCAGUGCAAAGAACUCAGAGACAAAUUACUUGACCAAGCUUGCAAACAUCUCUCAGAACCUAUGAUACAUGACUUGCUUCUGUGGACAGAGCAGAAUAUUAACAGUGUAAUUGGGGAUUCCAUCCAAGAUGAAAACCACCUUCUGUCAGCAGUGACUGACGACGGGACCUGGACAACCCUUUUACAUUUAGAUCACAUGAGAGCUAAGAACAAAUAUGUCAGAACUGUAGAAAAAUGGACGGCUGAUCUGCAGCUGACCGGAAGACUGAUGUUCCUGAGUAAGCUAAUACUGAUUCUUCUGCAAGGGGGCAGAAGUAGUAUCCGGGAAUAUUUCGUCCUGCAGAAAACCUGUAAGGUGGAUGUUGACUCCAGUGGAAAGAAAUGCAAAGAAAAAAUGAUCAGUGUUUUGUGUGAGGUAAAACUACCUUCGGAACACAAGAGAUUUCCAACAUUUGAAGUGAAAGAGUAUUCAUCGUUUAGUGAGUUGGAGAAAGAGUUUGAAGUGGCCGGACUCUCUGACAUUUUCACAGCAUUUGUGCCAAGUCUUGUCUGAAGAACACAAAUUGUGUCCUGCACAAGGAGAGAAACACAAAAACAACAGAAAGAGAAGAUCUGUAUUUUAGAAAAGAGCUUUAUUUUUUUUUAUUUUUUUUUUAAAUACAUAUUUCUUACUUUUAUUCUAAUCUGACCUAAAUGCGGACUGAAAAUCCACAGCAAUAGGUUGUGUCUGGAUAUACAGGAUAUAGAUCUACUUUAUUUGUACAAUAUUUUAAAUGGCUUCCCAGUUGUGUCAUCUUUGAUUGAAAUUACUUAUAUGGUUUACAUACCA
Molecule: messenger RNA, 1264 nt
Organism: Pseudophryne corroboree (corroboree frog)
Lineage: Eukaryota; Metazoa; Chordata; Amphibia; Anura; Myobatrachidae
Gene: RWDD3
Product: RWD domain containing 3
Exons: 4
Coding region: 308-988 (226 amino acids)
Biological process (GO): positive regulation of protein sumoylation; positive regulation of hypoxia-inducible factor-1alpha signaling pathway
Molecular function (GO): protein binding
Source: RefSeq, a predicted model, not a curated record